UAUUUUUAGCAACUGCAUCUUCAGGCCAUGAUAAUUCUACUAGGAUGUUUGGUCUUGCUGAAGCUUUCUAGGAUGGUGGCGCCGUUGGACUUCAACUAUCACAAUCACACCGAACUGGAACAAUUCCUCAAAGACAUAUCUCAACAAUACCCAGAUAUUACUCGCAUGCAUAGCAUUGGAAAGUCUGUUAAAGACGCUGACCUCUGGGUGAUUGUGAUUGGUGAAGGCGCGAAUAAGCACGUGACUUUGACUCCUAACGUCAAGUAUGUGGCAAACAUGCAUGGGAAUGGGGCGGUGGGUAGAGAAAUGCUCCUUCAUCUCAUUGACAACUUAGUCAAAAGCUAUGGUGGAAACAUGACCUUGACCCACUUCCUCAAGACCACCACGGUUCACAUCAUGCCAACGAUGAACCCGGAUGGAUUCGCAAUCGCUUCUUACGGAAACUGUUCAUCAUUAACAGGCAGGAAAAAUGGAGGAUCGUAUGAUCUGAACAGAAAUUUUCCGGAUUACUGGGUGGAAAACAAAGUUCCAAUCCAGCUUGAAACCCGAGCCAUUAUGAACUGGAUGAAGGAGGAACAGUUUGUGUUGUCCAUCAACUUCCACGGGGGAGCCCUGGUCGCCAACUACCCGUUUGACAACUACCCGAAUGCGUCAGAUGUAAGCGUCUACGCCAGCUGUCCCGACGACGACGUGUUUCGCCACCUGAGUCUGACGUAUUCCAAAAAUCAUCCCACAAUGCGCUUGGGUAACCAUUGUAAUGAUACGGGCCCAUUUAAAGAUGGGAUAACUAACGGCGCCCUCUGGUAUCCAGUUGCAGGUGGAAUGCAGGACUACAACUACAUCUACGCCGGCUGCAUGGAGACAACCCUUGAAAUAUCGUGUUGCUUCUAUCCCACUUCAGAUGAACUACCGGGAUACUGGGAGAGGAACAAAAACUCCUUAAUUUCUUACUUAAUGCAAGUGCACAUGGGGGUCAAAGGUCUUGUGUUUGAUGAAAACCGAAACACUCUGGUUGGAGCCACAGUCGCUGUGAAAGGCCGUGAACAGUUCCCACUGAAGACCACGGAGUAUGGGGAGUACUGGAAACUCCUUCUUCCUGGAAAAUAUGUCUUACAG
Messenger RNA from Gigantopelta aegis, 1116 nucleotides. RefSeq names its product carboxypeptidase M-like. Gene Ontology annotation, molecular function: zinc ion binding; metallocarboxypeptidase activity. Gene Ontology annotation, cellular component: cell surface. NCBI's taxonomy places the organism in Eukaryota, Metazoa, Mollusca, Gastropoda, Neomphalida, Peltospiridae. The transcript is spliced from 7 exons. The record is from RefSeq and is a predicted model, not a curated record. Gene Ontology annotation, biological process: proteolysis. The annotation marks the transcript as partial.